AAUGGCUUCUCCUGCAUUCUCCGUUCUUCCUCUUCUCUUCUUCUUCUUCAAUCUCUGCUUCCACGGCACUUACGGUGACUAUGGAGGCUGGCAAGGCGGCCAUGCCACUUUCUAUGGCGGGGGUGAUGCAUCCGGCACAAUGGGGGGAGCUUGUGGGUAUGGCAACUUGUACGGCCAAGGCUAUGGCACUAACACUGCAGCACUAAGCACUGCUCUGUUCAACAAUGGGCUGACCUGUGGUGCAUGUUAUGAGCUCAAAUGCAAUGAUGAUCAAAAAUGGUGCCUCCCAGGAACCAUUACUGUGACUGCUACAAAUUUCUGCCCCCCGAAUCCUUCUUUGGCUAAUGACAAUGGUGGCUGGUGCAACCCUCCCCUCCAGCACUUUGACAUGGCUGAGCCUGCUUUCCUGCAGAUUGCCCAAUACAGAGCUGGGAUUGUCCCAGUGUCUUUCCAAAGGGUUCCAUGUGUGAAGAAAGGAGGCAUAAGGUUUACAAUCAAUGGGCACUCUUAUUUCAACUUGGUAUUGAUCAGCAACGUCGGCGGAGCGGGGGAUGUCCAUUCAGUCUCAAUUAAAGGGUCCAAAACAGGAUGGCAACCCAUGUCAAGGAACUGGGGCCAAAACUGGCAGAACAACAACUACCUCAAUGGCCAGAGCCUCUCCUUUCAAGUCACCACCAGUGAUGGAAGGACCAUCACCAGCUACAACGCGGCGCCAAGUGAUUGGCAGUUUGGACAAACAUUUGAGGGGGCUCAAUUUUAGGCUAACCAAAUUGUGUUUUAGAUUUGUGAGAGACUAGAGAAAUUUGGAGUCCAUUGCUGUGGUGUCAAGUUAUUUGAUUACUAGCUAGCACCCGCUUAGGCUAUAUGUGUGUGUACAUACCGAGGGUAAAGUUGUAAUUACCCUCGAACAGAGAUAUUCAAUUGGGUCCAUAGAUUGAAAUCAAGGGCUAUAGAUAGAUAAUUGUUAGCCCUGGCUUGACAUCAGGGCCAUGAAUAUCAUAUUAAGUCUGUUGAUUUAGUGCCCCACUUGGAAUGGGAACCCAGUUGGUAGGCCAAGGUGAUGUUAGUGAAUUAUAUCCUACAAGAUACUGAUCCAUUGUACAUUUCCUAUUCACCUUGAUAAGUUGACUUAUUUUUGUGGGGAAGAUAUAUAUAAUUUACGUGUACACAUAUUUAUAUAAGAAUGAUGUA
Diospyros lotus (date-plum) is the source of this 1191-nucleotide messenger RNA. Its product is annotated as expansin-A8-like. Gene Ontology annotation, biological process: plant-type cell wall organization. NCBI's taxonomy places the organism in Eukaryota, Viridiplantae, Streptophyta, Magnoliopsida, Ericales, Ebenaceae. The coding region runs from base 2 to 760 and encodes 252 amino acids. The transcript is spliced from 3 exons. Gene Ontology annotation, cellular component: extracellular region. The record is from RefSeq and is a predicted model, not a curated record.